AUGAAGUGGGAACUGCAGGCAAGGGGGGACCAGGCAGCAUGGAGGUGGGGAAAGGAUGGUAGCCAGGGAGGGAAAGGAGGGCAAGAAGUGGGAGGAAGGAAGACAUGCAGCGAGGGGAAAGGAGACCAGACAGUGGGGGAAAAAGGUAACCAAGUGGUGGGGAAAGGAUACCAGACAGUGGGGGAAAAAGGUAACCAAGUGGUGGGGAAAGGAUACCAGACAGUGGGGGAAAAAGGUAACCAAGUGGUGGGGAAAGGAGACCAGACAGUGGGGGAAAAAGGUAACCAAGUGGUGGGGAAAGGAGACCAGACAGUGGGGGAAAAAGGUAACCAAGUGGUGGGGAAAGGAUACCAGACAGUGGGGGGAAAAGUGGGGGAAAAAGGUAACCAAGUGGUGGGGAAAGGAGACCAGACAGUGGGGGAAAAAGGUAACCAAGUGGUGGGGAAAGGAGACCAGACAGUGGGGGAAAAAGGUAACCAAGUGGUGGGGAAAGGAGACCAGACAGUGGGGGAAAAAGGUAACCAAGUGGUGGGGAAAGGAGACCAGACAGUGGGGGAAAAAGGUAACCAAGUGGUGGGGAAAGGAGACCAGACAGUGGGGGAAAAAGGUAACCAAGUGGUGGGGAAAGGAUACCAGACAGUGGGGGAAAAAGGUAACCAAGUGGUGGGGAAAGGAGACCAGACAGUGGGGGAAAAAGGUAACCAAGUGGUGGGGAAAGGAGACCAGACAGUGGGGGAAAAAGGUAACCAAGUGGUGGGGAAAGGAUACCAGACAGUGGGGGGAAAAGGUAACCAAGUGGUGGGGAAAGGAGACCAGACAGUGGGGGAAAAAGGUAACCAAGUGGUGGGGAAAGGAUACCAGACAGUGGGGGAAAAAGGUAACCAAGUGGUGGGGAAAGGAGACCAGACAGUGGGGGAAAAAGGUAACCAAGUGGUGGGGAAAGGAGACCAGACAGUGGGGGAAAAAGGUAACCAAGUGGUGGGGAAAGGAGACCAGACAGUGGGGGAAAAAGGUAACCAAGUGGUGGGGAAAGGAUACCAGACAGUGGGGGAAAAAGGUAACCAAGUGGUGGGGAAAGGAGACCAGACAGUGGGGGAAAAAGGUAACCAAGUGGUGGGGAAAGGAGACCAGACAGUGGGGGAAAAAGGUAACCAAGUGGUGGGGAAAGGAUACCAGACAGUGGGGGAAAAAGGUAACCAAGUGGUGGGGAAAGGAGACCAGACAGUGGGGGAAAAAGGUAACCAAGUGGUGGGGAAAGGAGACCAGACAGUGGGGGAAAAAGGUAACCAAGUGGUGGGGAAAGGAGACCAGACAGUGGGGGAAAAAGGUAACCAAGUGGUGGGGAAAGGAGACCAGACAGUGGGGGAAAAAGGUAACCAAGUGGUGGGGAAAGGAGACCAGACAGUGGGGGAAAAAGGUAACCAAGUGGUGGGGAAAGGAGACCAGACAGUGGGGGAAAAAGGUAACCAAGUGGUGGGGAAAGGAGACCAGACAGUGGGGGAAAAAGGUAACCAAGUGGUGGGGAAAGGAGACCAGACAGUGGGGGAAAAAGGUAACCAAGUGGUGGGGAAAGGAGACCAGACAGUGGGGGAAAAAGGUAACCAAGUGGUGGGGAAAGGAGACCAGACAGUGGGGGAAAAAGGUAACCAAGUGGUGGGGAAAGGAUACCAGACAGUGGGGGAAAAAGGUAACCAAGUGGUGGGGAAAGGAGACCAGACAGUGGGGGAAAAAGGUAACCAAGUGGUGGGGAAAGGAUACCAGACAGUGGGGGAAAAAGGUAACCAAGUGGUGGGGAAAGGAGACCAGACAGUGGGGGAAAAAGGUAACCAAGUGGUGGGGAAAGGAUACCAGACAGUGGGGGAAAAAGGUAACCAAGUGGUGGGGAAAGGAGACCAGACAGUGGGGGAAAAAGGUAACCAAGUGGUGGGGAAAGGAGACCAGACAGUGGGGGAAAAAGGUAACCAAGUGGUGGGGAAAGGAGACCAGACAGUGGGGGAAAAAGGUAACCAAGUGGUGGGGAAAGGAUACCAGACAGUGGGGGAAAAAGGUAACCAAGUGGUGGGGAAAGGAGACCAGACAGUGGGGGAAAAAGGUAACCAAGUGGUGGGGAAAGGAGACCAGACAGUGGGGGAAAAAGGUAACCAAGUGGUGGGGAAAGGAUACCAGACAGUGGGGGAAAAAGGUAACCAAGUGGUGGGGAAAGGAGACCAGACAGUGGGGGAAAAAGGUAACCAAGUGGUGGGGAAAGGAGACCAGACAGUGGGGGAAAAAGGUAACCAAGUGGUGGGGAAAGGAGACCAGACAGUGGGGGAAAAAGGUAACCAAGUGGUGGGGAAAGGAGACCAGACAGUGGGGGAAAAAGGUAACCAAGUGGUGGGGAAAGGAUACCAGACAGUGGGGGAAAAAGGUAACCAAGUGGUGGGGAAAGGAUACCAGACAGUGGGGGAAAAAGGUAACCAAGUGGUGGGGAAAGGAUACCAGACAGUGGGGGAAAAAGGUAACCAAGUGGUGGGGAAAGGAGACCAGACAGUGGGGGAAAAAGGUAACCAAGUGGUGGGGAAAGGAGACCAGACAGUGGGGGAAAAAGGUAACCAAGUGGUGGGGAAAGGAUACCAGACAGUGGGGGAAAAAGGUAACCAAGUGGUGGGGAAAGGAUACCAGACAGUGGGGGAAAAAGGUAACCAAGUGGUGGGGAAAGGAUACCAGACAGUGGGGGAAAAAGGUAACCAAGUGGUGGGGAAAGGAGACCAGACAGUGGGGGAAAAAGGUAACCAAGUGGUGGGGAAAGGAGACCAGACAGUGGGGGAAAAAGGUAACCAAGUGGUGGGGAAAGGAGACCAGACAGUGGGGGAAAAAGGUAACCAAGUGGUGGGGAAAGGAUACCAGACAGUGGGGGAAAAAGGUAACCAAGUGGUGGGGAAAGGAGACCAGACAGUGGGGGAAAAAGGUAACCAAGUGGUGGGGAAAGGAGACCAGACAGUGGGGGAAAAAGGUAACCAAGUGGUGGGGAAAGGAUACCAGACAGUGGGGGAAAAAGGUAACCAAGUGGUGGGGAAAGGAGACCAGACAGUGGGGGAAAAAGGUAACCAAGUGGUGGGGAAAGGAUACCAGACAGUGGGGGAAAAAGGUAACCAAGUGGUGGGGAAAGGAGACCAGACAGUGGGGGAAAAAGGUAACCAAGUGGUGGGGAAAGGAGACCAGACAGUGGGGGAAAAAGGUAACCAAGUGGUGGGGAAAGGAGACCAGACAGUGGGGGAAAAAGGUAACCAAGUGGUGGGGAAAGGAGACCAGACAGUGGGGGAAAAAGGUAACCAAGUGGUGGGGAAAGGAGACCAGACAGUGGGGGAAAAAGGUAACCAAGUGGUGGGGAAAGGAGACCAGACAGUGGGGGAAAAAGGUAACCAAGUGGUGGGGAAAGGAGACCAGACAGUGGGGGAAAAAGGUAACCAAGUGGUGGGGAAAGGAUACCAGACAGUGGGGGAAAAAGGUAACCAAGUGGUGGGGAAAGGAGACCAGACAGUGGGGGAAAAAGGUAACCAAGUGGUGGGGAAAGGAUACCAGACAGUGGGGGAAAAAGGUAACCAAGUGGUGGGGAAAGGAGACCAGACAGUGGGGGAAAAAGGUAACCAAGUGGUGGGGAAAGGAGACCAGACAGUGGGGGAAAAAGGUAACCAAGUGGUGGGGAAAGGAGACCAGACAGUGGGGGAAAAAGGUAACCAAGUGGUGGGGAAAGGAGACCAGACAGUGGGGGAAAAAGGUAACCAAGUGGUGGGGAAAGGAGACCAGACAGUGGGGGAAAAAGGUAACCAAGUGGUGGGGAAAGGAGACCAGACAGUGGGGGAAAAAGGUAACCAAGUGGUGGGGAAAGGAGACCAGACAGUGGGGGAAAAAGGUAACCAAGUGGUGGGGAAAGGAGACCAGACAGUGGGGGAAAAAGGUAACCAAGUGGUGGGGAAAGGAGACCAGACAGUGGGGGAAAAAGGUAACCAAGUGGUGGGGAAAGGAGACCAGACAGUGGGGGAAAAAGGUAACCAAGUGGUGGGGAAAGGAGACCAGACAGUGGGGGAAAAAGGUAACCAAGUGGUGGGGAAAGGAGACCAGACAGUGGGGGAAAAAGGUAACCAAGUGGUGGGGAAAGGAGACCAGACAGUGGGGGAAAAAGGUAACCAAGUGGUGGGGAAAGGAGACCAGACAGUGGGGGAAAAAGGUAACCAAGUGGUGGGGAAAGGAGACCAGACAGUGGGGGAAAAAGGUAACCAAGUGGUGGGGAAAGGAGACCAGACAGUGGGGGAAAAAGGUAACCAAGUGGUGGGGAAAGGAGACCAGACAGUGGGGGAAAAAGGUAACCAAGUGGUGGGGAAAGGAUACCAGACAGUGGGGGAAAAAGGUAACCAAGUGGUGGGGAAAGGAGACCAGACAGUGGGGGAAAAAGGUAACCAAGUGGUGGGGAAAGGAGACCAGACAGUGGGGGAAAAAGGUAACCAAGUGGUGGGGAAAGGAGACCAGACAGUGGGGGAAAAAGGUAACCAAGUGGUGGGGAAAGGAGACCAGACAGUGGGGGAAAAAGGUAACCAAGUGGUGGGGAAAGGAGACCAGACAGUGGGGGAAAAAGGUAACCAAGUGGUGGGGAAAGGAGACCAGACAGUGGGGGAAAAAGGUAACCAAGUGGUGGGGAAAGGAGACCAGACAGUGGGGGAAAAAGGUAACCAAGUGGUGGGGAAAGGAGACCAGACAGUGGGGGAAAAAGGUAACCAAGUGGUGGGGAAAGGAGACCAGACAGUGGGGGAAAAAGGUAACCAAGUGGUGGGGAAAGGAGACCAGACAGUGGGGGAAAAAGGUAACCAAGUGGUGGGGAAAGGAGACCAGACAGUGGGGGAAAAAGGUAACCAAGUGGUGGGGAAAGGAGACCAGACAGUGGGGGAAAAAGGUAACCAAGUGGUGGGGAAAGGAGACCAGACAGUGGGGGAAAAAGGUAACCAAGUGGUGGGGAAAGGAGACCAGACAGUGGGGGAAAAAGGUAACCAAGUGGUGGGGAAAGGAGACCAGACAGUGGGGGAAAAAGGUAACCAAGUGGUGGGGAAAGGAGACCAGACAGUGGGGGAAAAAGGUAACCAAGUGGUGGGGAAAGGAGACCAGACAGUGGGGGAAAAAGGUAACCAAGUGGUGGGGAAAGGAGACCAGACAGUGGGGGAAAAAGGUAACCAAGUGGUGGGGAAAGGAGACCAGACAGUGGGGGAAAAAGGUAACCAAGUGGUGGGGAAAGGAGACCAGACAGUGGGGGAAAAAGGUAACCAAGUGGUGGGGAAAGGAGACCAGACAGUGGGGGAAAAAGGUAACCAAGUGGUGGGGAAAGGAGACCAGACAGUGGGGGAAAAAGGUAACCAAGUGGUGGGGAAAGGAGACCAGACAGUGGGGGAAAAAGGUAACCAAGUGGUGGGGAAAGGAGACCAGACAGUGGGGGAAAAAGGUAACCAAGUGGUGGGGAAAGGAGACCAGACAGUGGGGGAAAAAGGUAACCAAGUGGUGGGGAAAGGAGACCAGACAGUGGGGGAAAAAGGUAACCAAGUGGUGGGGAAAGGAUACCAGACAGUGGGGGAAAAAGGUAACCAAGUGGUGGGGAAAGGAGACCAGACAGUGGGGGAAAAAGGUAACCAAGUGGUGGGGAAAGGAGACCAGACAGUGGGGGAAAAAGGUAACCAAGUGGUGGGGAAAGGAGACCAGACAGUGGGGGAAAAAGGUAACCAAGUGGUGGGGAAAGGAGACCAGACAGUGGGGGAAAAAGGUAACCAAGUGGUGGGGAAAGGAGACCAGACAGUGGGGGAAAAAGGUAACCAAGUGGUGGGGAAAGGAGACCAGACAGUGGGGGAAAAAGGUAACCAAGUGGUGGGGAAAGGAGACCAGACAGUGGGGGAAAAAGGUAACCAAGUGGUGGGGAAAGGAGACCAGACAGUGGGGGAAAAAGGUAACCAAGUGGUGGGGAAAGGAGACCAGACAGUGGGGGAAAAAGGUAACCAAGUGGUGGGGAAAGGAGACCAGACAGUGGGGGAAAAAGGUAACCAAGUGGUGGGGAAAGGAGACCAGACAGUGGGGGAAAAAGGUAACCAAGUGGUGGGGAAAGGAGACCAGACAGUGGGGGAAAAAGGUAACCAAGUGGUGGGGAAAGGAGACCAGACAGUGGGGGAAAAAGGUAACCAAGUGGUGGGGAAAGGAGACCAGACAGUGGGGGAAAAAGGUAACCAAGUGGUGGGGAAAGGAGACCAGACAGUGGGGGAAAAAGGUAACCAAGUGGUGGGGAAAGGAGACCAGACAGUGGGGGAAAAAGGUAACCAAGUGGUGGGGAAAGGAGACCAGACAGUGGGGGAAAAAGGUAACCAAGUGGUGGGGAAAGGAGACCAGACAGUGGGGGAAAAAGGUAACCAAGUGGUGGGGAAAGGAGACCAGACAGUGGGGGAAAAAGGUAACCAAGUGGUGGGGAAAGGAGACCAGACAGUGGGGGAAAAAGGUAACCAAGUGGUGGGGAAAGGAGACCAGACAGUGGGGGAAAAAGGUAACCAAGUGGUGGGGAAAGGAGACCAGACAGUGGGGGAAAAAGGUAACCAAGUGGUGGGGAAAGGAGACCAGACAGUGGGGGAAAAAGGUAACCAAGUGGUGGGGAAAGGAGACCAGACAGUGGGGGAAAAAGGUAACCAAGUGGUGGGGAAAGGAGACCAGACAGUGGGGGAAAAAGGUAACCAAGUGGUGGGGAAAGGAGACCAGACAGUGGGGGAAAAAGGUAACCAAGUGGUGGGGAAAGGAGACCAGACAGUGGGGGAAAAAGGUAACCAAGUGGUGGGGAAAGGAGACCAGACAGUGGGGGAAAAAGGUAACCAAGUGGUGGGGAAAGGAGACCAGACAGUGGGGGAAAAAGGUAACCAAGUGGUGGGGAAAGGAGACCAGACAGUGGGGGAAAAAGGUAACCAAGUGGUGGGGAAAGGAGACCAGACAGUGGGGGAAAAAGGUAACCAAGUGGUGGGGAAAGGAGACCAGACAGUGGGGGAAAAAGGUAACCAAGUGGUGGGGAAAGGAGACCAGACAGUGGGGGAAAAAGGUAACCAAGUGGUGGGGAAAGGAGACCAGACAGUGGGGGAAAAAGGUAACCAAGUGGUGGGGAAAGGAGACCAGACAGUGGGGGAAAAAGGUAACCAAGUGGUGGGGAAAGGAGACCAGACAGUGGGGGAAAAAGGUAACCAAGUGGUGGGGAAAGGAGACCAGACAGUGGGGGAAAAAGGUAACCAAGUGGUGGGGAAAGGAGACCAGACAGUGGGGGAAAAAGGUAACCAAGUGGUGGGGAAAGGAGACCAGACAGUGGGGGAAAAAGGUAACCAAGUGGUGGGGAAAGGAGACCAGACAGUGGGGGAAAAAGGUAACCAAGUGGUGGGGAAAGGAGACCAGACAGUGGGGGAAAAAGGUAACCAAGUGGUGGGGAAAGGAGACCAGACAGUGGGGGAAAAAGGUAACCAAGUGGUGGGGAAAGGAGACCAGACAGUGGGGGAAAAAGGUAACCAAGUGGUGGGGAAAGGAGACCAGACAGUGGGGGAAAAAGGUAACCAAGUGGUGGGGAAAGGAGACCAGACAGUGGGGGAAAAAGGUAACCAAGUGGUGGGGAAAGGAGACCAGACAGUGGGGGAAAAAGGUAACCAAGUGGUGGGGAAAGGAGACCAGACAGUGGGGGAAAAAGGUAACCAAGUGGUGGGGAAAGGAGACCAGACAGUGGGGGAAAAAGGUAACCAAGUGGUGGGGAAAGGAGACCAGACAGUGGGGGAAAAAGGUAACCAAGUGGUGGGGAAAGGAGACCAGACAGUGGGGGAAAAAGGUAACCAAGUGGUGGGGAAAGGAGACCAGACAGUGGGGGAAAAAGGUAACCAAGUGGUGGGGAAAGGAGACCAGACAGUGGGGGAAAAAGGUAACCAAGUGGUGGGGAAAGGAGACCAGACAGUGGGGGAAAAAGGUAACCAAGUGGUGGGGAAAGGAGACCAGACAGUGGGGGAAAAAGGUAACCAAGUGGUGGGGAAAGGAGACCAGACAGUGGGGGAAAAAGGUAACCAAGUGGUGGGGAAAGGAGACCAGACAGUGGGGGAAAAAGGUAACCAAGUGGUGGGGAAAGGAGACCAGACAGUGGGGGAAAAAGGUAACCAAGUGGUGGGGAAAGGAGACCAGACAGUGGGGGAAAAAGGUAACCAAGUGGUGGGGAAAGGAGACCAGACAGUGGGGGAAAAAGGUAACCAAGUGGUGGGGAAAGGAGACCAGACAGUGGGGGAAAAAGGUAACCAAGUGGUGGGGAAAGGAGACCAGACAGUGGGGGAAAAAGGUAACCAAGUGGUGGGGAAAGGAGACCAGACAGUGGGGGAAAAAGGUAACCAAGUGGUGGGGAAAGGAGACCAGACAGUGGGGGAAAAAGGUAACCAAGUGGUGGGGAAAGGAGACCAGACAGUGGGGGAAAAAGGUAACCAAGUGGUGGGGAAAGGAGACCAGACAGUGGGGGAAAAAGGUAACCAAGUGGUGGGGAAAGGAGACCAGACAGUGGGGGAAAAAGGUAACCAAGUGGUGGGGAAAGGAGACCAGACAGUGGGGGAAAAAGGUAACCAAGUGGUGGGGAAAGGAGACCAGACAGUGGGGGAAAAAGGUAACCAAGUGGUGGGGAAAGGAGACCAGACAGUGGGGGAAAAAGGUAACCAAGUGGUGGGGAAAGGAGACCAGACAGUGGGGGAAAAAGGUAACCAAGUGGUGGGGAAAGGAGACCAGACAGUGGGGGAAAAAGGUAACCAAGUGGUGGGGAAAGGAGACCAGACAGUGGGGGAAAAAGGUAACCAAGUGGUGGGGAAAGGAGACCAGACAGUGGGGGAAAAAGGUAACCAAGUGGUGGGGAAAGGAGACCAGACAGUGGGGGAAAAAGGUAACCAAGUGGUGGGGAAAGGAGACCAGACAGUGGGGGAAAAAGGUAACCAAGUGGUGGGGAAAGGAGACCAGACAGUGGGGGAAAAAGGUAACCAAGUGGUGGGGAAAGGAGACCAGACAGUGGGGGAAAAAGGUAACCAAGUGGUGGGGAAAGGAGACCAGACAGUGGGGGAAAAAGGUAACCAAGUGGUGGGGAAAGGAGACCAGACAGUGGGGGAAAAAGGUAACCAAGUGGUGGGGAAAGGAGACCAGACAGUGGGGGAAAAAGGUAACCAAGUGGUGGGGAAAGGAGACCAGACAGUGGGGGAAAAAGGUAACCAAGUGGUGGGGAAAGGAGACCAGACAGUGGGGGAAAAAGGUAACCAAGUGGUGGGGAAAGGAGACCAGACAGUGGGGGAAAAAGGUAACCAAGUGGUGGGGAAAGGAGACCAGACAGUGGGGGAAAAAGGUAACCAAGUGGUGGGGAAAGGAGACCAGACAGUGGGGGAAAAAGGUAACCAAGUGGUGGGGAAAGGAGACCAGACAGUGGGGGAAAAAGGUAACCAAGUGGUGGGGAAAGGAGACCAGACAGUGGGGGAAAAAGGUAACCAAGUGGUGGGGAAAGGAGACCAGACAGUGGGGGAAAAAGGUAACCAAGUGGUGGGGAAAGGAGACCAGACAGUGGGGGAAAAAGGUAACCAAGUGGUGGGGAAAGGAGACCAGACAGUGGGGGAAAAAGGUAACCAAGUGGUGGGGAUAAGGAUACCAGACAGUCGGUGGGAAAAGGUAACCAACGUGGUGGGGAAAGGAUACCAGACAGUGGGGGAAAAAGGUAACCAAAGUGGUGGGGAAAGGAUACCAGACAGUGGGGGGAAAAGGUAA
This is a messenger RNA of Closterium sp. Naga37s-1, 9795 nucleotides long. The record is from the annotation of a GenBank genome assembly. NCBI's taxonomy places the organism in Eukaryota, Viridiplantae, Streptophyta, Zygnematophyceae, Desmidiales, Closteriaceae.